Molecule: messenger RNA, 957 nt
Organism: Alternaria arborescens
Lineage: Eukaryota; Fungi; Ascomycota; Dothideomycetes; Pleosporales; Pleosporaceae
Exons: 3
Coding region: 1-957 (318 amino acids)
Biological process (GO): lipid catabolic process
Source: RefSeq, a predicted model, not a curated record
AUGCUUCCUUUCUCGUCUCUCGUUAUCACUGCGCUGCUAGGCGCCAUAGCUAGCAAUGCUGCGCCACUCGUUCAGGAGCGAGGAAUCGCAGCAGACCUUCUGGGUAGCUUCAAAUUGAUGGAGCAGUAUGCUUCGGCGGCAUACUGCUCAAACAACUAUGACUCUACCGGUGAUCAGAUUGAGUGCUCGACUGGGAACUGCCCGCUUGUGCAAGACGCUGAUUCUACUACUGUCAUUGAGUAUAGUAGACAGGAGACCUCGACUGAUGUUACCGGCUUUGUCGCCGUCGACCACACCAACAAACUUGUAGUGGUUGCCUUCCGCGGUAGUCAAACAAUCGAUGCCUGGCGCACCAACCUUGACUUCGGCACUACUAAAACGGACAUUUGUCCUGGCUGCACUGCGCAUAGCGGUUUCUGGCAGUCUUGGACAGAUGCGCGCGAUACGGUGUUGCCCGCUGUGAAGCAAGCGUCUGCCGCAUUUCCUAGCUACAAGAUCACCGUAACAGGGCACUCGCUAGGCGGCGCCAUCGCUACACUCGCAGCGGCAAGCAUGCGCAACGCUGGCUACACUGUGGCGCUGUACAACUUCGGAUCACCGAGGAUAGGAGGCAGCAAGAUCAGCUCUUAUAUCACGAAUCAAGCUGGUGGGAACUAUCGGGUCACACAUUGGAACGACCCGGUUCCCAAGCUGCCACUGUUAACGAUGGGUUAUGUUCAUAUCAGUCCUGAGUACUACAUCAAUAAGCCCAACAGGCAAGAGGUGUCGGCUGGGGACAUCAAGACCUAUGAUGGCGCUUUGAAUUUGAGGGGUAACAUGGCCUGGCUUAUCAUGGACAUUGAAGCUCAUCGAUGGUACUUCGAGAGUGUGUACACUUGCGGUACUAAGAAGUUGAAACGCGGGGUUUUAGAGAUGAGAGAUGUCGAGGGAGACAUGGAGAUUGUCACCACGUUUUGA